Messenger RNA from Sinocyclocheilus rhinocerous, 619 nucleotides. RefSeq names its product tyrosinase-like. The record is from RefSeq and is a predicted model, not a curated record. The annotation marks the transcript as partial. The transcript is spliced from 2 exons. Lineage: Eukaryota; Metazoa; Chordata; Actinopteri; Cypriniformes; Cyprinidae.
CAUCUUUGAGCAAUGGCUGAGGAGACACCAGCCCCCCCGCACACACUACCCGACAGCCAACGCCCCGAUCGGACACAAUGAUGGCUAUUACAUGGUCCCCUUCAUCCCUCUGUACAGAAACGGAGAUUAUUUCCUCUCGACUAAAGCUCUGGGAUAUGAAUAUGCAUAUUUACAGGACCCAAGUCAGCGGUUUGUGCAGGAGUUUUUGAUGCCGUAUCUAGAGCAAGCUCAGCAGAUCUGGCGCUGGCUGCUGGCCGCGGGGCUCCUCGGGGCGGCCGUGGCGGGAAUUAUUGCAACUAUUAUCGCCGUGGCGUGUCGCAGACGCCCGAAGAGGCGAAAGUUAUCGGCGUACGGGGAGAGACAGCCGCUGCUGAACAGCAGUGAAGAGGAGGGAUCGACUUCAUAUCAGACUACACUGUGAAUCAGAGCGAGGACAGAUACGCCAAGCUGACGGGGAAAAGACACAACAGCCAGUUAACCAAGGUCUUGCCUCUUAAACUGGAGUCAUGCAAUAAGCGCUGCGUUCAGAAUCUUGCUAUAGUAUGCAUAAUGUGCACUACAUACAGUACUGUUUUUGAUUUUAUUCAGCAAGGAUGCAUUAAAUUGAUCAAAAGUAAAG